Syngnathoides biaculeatus (alligator pipefish) is the source of this 4577-nucleotide messenger RNA. RefSeq names its product fibulin-1-like. Gene Ontology annotation, biological process: extracellular matrix organization. Gene Ontology annotation, molecular function: peptidase activator activity; calcium ion binding. The transcript is spliced from 17 exons. The coding region runs from base 966 to 3098 and encodes 710 amino acids. Lineage: Eukaryota; Metazoa; Chordata; Actinopteri; Syngnathiformes; Syngnathidae. The record is from RefSeq and is a predicted model, not a curated record. Gene Ontology annotation, cellular component: extracellular region.
GGCUGUAGAAUUCCUUUUGUUCAGGCGUUCUAUUACUUCACUAUUUUUCCUUUGAGGACAAGGUCAAGAUGUUCAACGAAGAUGUUCCCUGCAUGCGAACUGGGGGGGAAUCUUUAGUUCUGGUUUCUAGUGGGUCAGAUGAUUUAAAAAAAAAAAAAAAAAAUGACAGUCUUGCUAAACACCCACGCGUACAAAGGAAGCUGCUAGCGCAGUACAUGAUAAAUGACGUUAUUUGUACAGUGUGUCCAACAUGACACAAGUGCUUCUUGUGAUAGGUACUAGUACUAAGUACUAGUUCUGGUAUCUUUCUCGGGGGAAAAAACGUUGUAUUGAGAGCAUCCCUAUUUUAUAGUGUUCGUAAUAAUUUGAAUAGGAAAAUUGCAUCUGUUCAGGAAACUUACUGCAUUAAUAGUUACAUACAAAUUAAUAGAAGGAGACAAUUUACACAUACGCUAAUAUUAAAUCAAAAAGUAAGAUUAAAAAUGAACAGUUUUCUAUUGAAUCGAAACGAUUGAUGAGACUUCUGAAGGUGUAAAAUUCACAUUACAACUGGGAUGGAACAGAGAAUUACAAGCAGUGUGUGUUUAAAUUCUAAAUGAAAUUAAUUAUUGUGGCAUUUAGCAAAAUUAAAUAAUUUGGGUGAUCCUGACUGACUUGAAACAGGAGGGGUUUAAUCUGAUUUGACUUUAGACUUUCAAACAAAAAAAUGAAAAAUGUGUUUUUGCACCUUAUCUAAACUUCUGGCUUCCACUAUAUAUAUGUAUAUAUAAUUUGAAUUUAUUUAUUGUGGUCCUGCAUGUGGUGGGGUGGGGGCAUGUAUGUGAACACACGUUCUUAGCCGCUCCCUCCCUCCCAUCAUCACCACCCACGCACCCGCACACUCCCACGAUGAUCCAGACGGGACGCGUCUUUCCUGCCGCGUCUCCGUGGACUCGACACGCACAACUAAAACGAUCACCUGCAUCAUGGCGCUGUUUCUAUUUCUAGUUAUGUGCGAGUUUGCUCGUGGGUCCGCUUUUUUAUGGUACAACGACUCCUCGCAUCCGCACACCUUUUACGGCUGCUGCGAGGACGGCAAGGAACGGGCUCGACUCUUACAGAACUGCGACGACCUCCCCUACAUCUCCCACUCUCACGUGUGCAGGCUGGCCCAGGAGCAGUGCUGCACGGCGGUGGUGGAGGGGCGGCUCUGCGACUCCGGCGCCUCCAUGGCCAGGACGCAGGAGGCGUGCGAGAGCUACUUCUUCCCCGGGGAUCCUUGGGAAAAUAAAAUCGCCAAGAGUUGCUGUGACUGCUGCAUGUUGGGCAUGGCGUCCGAAGAGCAAGACCCGACGUGCGAGAUGACUUACUUGUCGUUGGGGAAAGUCUGCAAGGAUGUCGCGAAAAACUGCUGCGCCAACAACUUCACGGAAGUAUUUAAUUCAACUGAAGAAGUGAAUGUUACCACAGUGUUCACGGUGAAUACCGGUAGUCCCACAGUGCCUCCAGAGAGUCUUUUCUCAACCAGUACCAUCGUACCUCUCGUGGCUGCAAGCAACUGUACAGCCUUGAAUUGCUCUCAGCAUUGUGUUGAAGACGGCAUCUGUGCUUGUGACGUUGGUUAUCGACUCCAACACGACGGAACAACCUGUGAGGAUAUUAAUGAAUGCCUGCUGAACGUUCACAACUGCGUCACCGGCCAAAUUUGCAUCAACACGAAAGGCUCGUUCCGUUGCCAGCGGGAAACCGGCUGCGGCACCGGGUACGAGCUGACGGACAACAACGGGUGCCAAGACAUCGACGAAUGCGCUUUGAAUAUUCACAACUGUGAACUCAACUUCGAGUGCACCAACACUGAAGGAUCCUUCCACUGUCACCCGAAGGAAACGUGUGCUGGAGGGUUCAUCCAAGAUGCUGUCGGCAACUGCAUUGACAUCAACGAGUGCGCGGCGCACCCGGCUCCGUGCCAGCCCGGCCACACCUGCGUCAACACGCACGGUUCUUUCAUUUGCCGCCGGAGCACCAUCACGUGCGGACGAGGCUACCACCUGGACGCAGAGGGCACACGCUGCGAAGAUGUGGAUGAGUGCCAGACGGGCAGCGUGUGUCGGAACCACGGCUGCGUCAACAUGGUGGGAACGUACCGCUGCGUCUGCAAUAUCGGCUUUAUCUUCAACAGCGUUGCCAGGCUCUGCGAAGAUAUCGACGAAUGCAGGUAUUAUCCCAGGAGGCUAUGCGCCCACAAGUGCGUCAACACCGAGGGGUCUUACGAGUGCAGCUGCUCCACCGGUUUCCAGCUCGCUCCUGAUGGCAGGAAUUGCCAAGAUGUCAACGAGUGUGACGACAACCCGUGCAGCCAGGAGUGCACCAACGUCUACGGCUCCUACCAGUGCUACUGUCACCGUGGUUACCAGCUUAGCGACACUGACGGGGUCACGUGUGAAGAUAUCGACGAGUGCGCGGUGCCCACCGACAGCCAGGUGUGCGCCUACCAAUGCUUCAACGCACCCGGGAGCUUCUACUGCGCCUGUCCGACUGCGGGGUACGCCCUGGCGUCGAACGGGCGCACUUGCCAAGAUAUUGACGAGUGCGCUGCCGGGAGCCACUCUUGCGGCGCCAACCAGGCCUGCUUCAACAUCCGCGGAGGAUACCGUUGCUUGGUCUUUGGGUGUCCAUCCUACUACCGCCAAGGGGCGCAUGGAUCGGUGAACAAGGACUCGGUCAGCGUGCGUUGCCACAAGGCCUGCCACCCCAACAACUUGGCCUGCAUGCACAACUCUGUCCAGAUUAUAACCUACACCGUCCUCUCGCUCCCCACCUACAGACAACUGAAUCAACCCGAAGAUAUCGUUUUUCUGCGGACGUCCAUGCCGGCUCAACCCCCCAACAGCAACAUUGACCUGGUCUUUGAAAUGCUGAAAACGGACAACCAGUUCUCAUUUGAUGUGGUGAAGCGCUAUUUUCAGGGUUACGUCAUCGGUGUGGUGCGCCAGGUGAGGCCAGUGGCCGGGCCCCAGGACAUUGAGCUGCUGGUGGCCUUGAACUACAUCAAGUCGGGAUACGUCUCGCACCGCAACAUUGUCAGUAUCUACGCCGUCGUCUCCCAGUUCUGGUUCUGAGCUGUGUCGCCUGCGCGAGGUGGCCGUUAUUUACGUCUUGAGAACCCCUGAGACGGAGCUUAAUUUAUAUUUAUGAAAAGAGAGACAUUCUCUAAACGUGAAUGAAGACCUGAGGCUAUUUUCGGAGCCAACCACGGUCACCGUCACUGGAAAGGGGCUGCUUGAAAUUUUUUUUAUUCCUUUCAAUAAUUGCAACAAAAAAAAAAAAAAAACGUGUGUGUGGGUAGCAAAGAGGUCGGUUGGAGGCAAUUAUCACAUCUGGUUGCACAAUUUUUUUUUCAUUCUAUGCAAUGACUGUUGAGCUUUUUCCCUUGGAAUUUUGAGGACAAAGUGUCUAUUUAAUGGUACUAUUAUAAAAACAAAACACUCAACUGUGCACCAAGACUGUUUGGGAGAAUGUUCUAUGUCAGACCAGCGACGGAGCCAGAAUUUUUUCAGUGAGGUGCCCAAUGUUGAAUGGAAUUUUUCCCAGUCUUUGGCUCUUGAGGUACGAAACGACAAGUGGUGAAACGUGAAGGGAGGUGGCCGAGUUUCAGUCUACGGAGGCCGUGCCCACCCCUGGCCACCCCUUCUCUCCACCCUGCUGUUCGCAAGUUCUAUGUGUGUUUUAAAGUUGUUUUUUAGACAGGUUCUCCCACUUAGAAAUCAGGCAGGGGUCUGAAAUUUUCAUCGCAGGUGCAUGUCCACUGUGAGAGAGAUAAUCUAAAAUGAAAAAUCCAGAAAUCAGAAUGUAUGCUUUUUUUUAACUAUUUAUUUGUGUGAUACAGCUGCAAAUAAGUAUUUGAACACCUGUCUAUCAGCUAGAAUUCUGACCCUCAAAGACCUGUUAGCCCGCCUUUAAAAGACGCGCGUUAAAAUACAGUGCAGUCGUACUGUACCAUGUGCAGGAAAAACACCCCCAAAGCAUGAUGCUACCACCCCCAUGCUUCACAGUAGGGAUGGUGUUCUUGGGAUGGAACUCAUCAUUCAUCUUCCUCCAAAUGUUCAAUUUUUGUCUCAUCUGACGACAAAACUUUCUCCCAUGAUUCCUCAGUAUCAUCCAAAUGGAGAUUGGCCAAUUUAAGAUGAUAUUUGCUGGUUUAAGGAGGGGAACCUUCCGUACCAUAAUGUCUUAGUGUAUGACCAACAGUCACCUUGGAAACGGUGGUCCCAGCUCUUUUCAGGUCAUUCAGGUCAGGUGUCUUUAUACAGCUAACAACUUCACAUAUAUUGUGAUAUCUGGAUUUUUCUGUUUAGAUGAUCUCUCUCACAGUAGACAUGCACCUACGAUGAAAAUUUCAGACCCCUCCAUGAUUUCUUAGUGGGAGAACUUGGAAUAUAGCAGGGUGUUCAAAUACUUAUUUUCUUCACUGUAUACAUAUAUACAGUGUGACUGUGUUGUGUUUUUUUUUGUGAUUUUUAAUCUGUUUUUGUCUAAUAUCAAACAAUAGUGUGCCGAUGUAUGCGCUGAUAAUUUUUACACUGGAUUUUCUAGCAAAG